CGGCGUCCUGGGCUGGGCGCGGGCGGGAGCGCCCGCCGUCCAAGCCCCUCGGGCAGAGGGCAGCGGCAGAGGGGCGCGGGCAGCUCCGAGCGCCGGGGCCGCACUCUCGCCUCCGAGACCCGCCGCGCAGCCCCCGAGGGUGCGGCGGCGGCGGCCGGCGGCCCCGCGCAGGCAGAGAGGGAGCGGCGGGGCGGAGAGGCGCCGCGGGGCCGGCCGACUCCGGUAGUCCGGCCCGGCCACCCGGGUCUCUCCCCUCCGCCCGGGACAGCGGCCGACCGGACGCCCGCGGGCCGGGGCUGCAUGGGGCUCCCGCGCGGGCCGCUCUUCUGGCUGCUGCUCCUGCUCACCGCUGCCUGCUCGGGGAUCUUCGUCGCCCUGUACUCCUCGGCGGUGGAGUCGUACCCGGAGCACAGGUCCGGAGCCAGGAACAGCACAUCAUCUCGAGCUUUCUUGGGACCCAAGGCAUCGAAUUUCUGGAUGAGCAAGAGCACAUCCUGCCGACACCCACUUUAUCCCGCCAUUCAGCGGCACCCCCACUUCAGGGCCCUGUUCGAUCUCUCCACUCCAGUGCUGCUGUCCGGGGGCCUCUUCACCCAGGAGCUCUGGGACCGCCUGGGCCAGCACAAAGCCCCUUAUGGCUGGCAGGGGCUCUCCCGCCAAGCCAUCGCCUCCACCCUGGGCCUCCUGAACGGCUCUGAGAGCUCCAGGCUGUUCGCCGUCUCCAGGCAGCGGCUUCCGCGCUGCAUCCGGUGUGCUGUGGUGGGGAACGGGGGCAUCCUGAAUGGUUCCCGCCAGGGUCAGAACAUCGAUGCCCACGACUACGUGUUCAGACUCAACGGUGCUGUGACCAGAGGCUUCGAGGACGACGUGGGCACCAAGAUCUCCUUCUACGGCUUCACCGUGAACACGAUGAAGAACUCCCUCCUCGCCUACGCCCACCUGGGCUUCACCUCCGUGCCGCAGGGACAGGACCUGCGCUAUAUCUUCAUCCCCUCGGACAUCCGAGACUACGUGAUGCUGAGAUCGGCCAUUCUGGGCGUGCCGGUCCCCGAGGGCCAUGAUAAAGGGGACAGGCCGCAGACCUACUUUGGACCAGAAGCCUCCGCCAGCAAAUUCAAGCUACUCCAUCCAGACUUCAUCAGCUACCUGAGAGAGAGGUUUCUGAAGUCCAAGUUGAUCAAUACAAAAUUUGGAGACCUAUAUAUGCCUAGUACUGGGGCCCUCAUGCUGCUGACAGCUCUGCAUACCUGUGACCAGGUUAGUGCCUAUGGCUUCAUCACAAGCAACUACUGGAAAUUUUCUGACCACUAUUUCGAGCGAAUAAAGAAGCCGCUGAUAUUCUAUGUGAACCACGACCUGUCCCUGGAAGCCACCUUGUGGAAGGACCUGCAUGAGGCCGGCAUCCUCUGGCUGUACCAGCGCUGACCCAGAGGCCCCCACCCCCCCAAGAUCUUUGCUCCUGCAGAGCUGUGGCCCCUGGCCCCUCAAGUGGCCAAAAUUGCCUGCUUGUUUUUUUCAGCCUGAAGGGCUCCAACCAUCUUCAACAUCCUUCUCCCCUCCAGAGGACAGAGUGGAUCUCUAACUGUCACUGAAACGUGUCUCGGGGACAUCCCACCUUGUCCUUGGCCCAAGACUCCCCUCUGGUCUGAGAGAGACAGCCCAACCCGGUCAAGGAACAAUGGACUGACUGCUCUGCCGCAAGACACCACUCAAGAUGAGACUGUGGCCCUCGUGGGCAUGAGGCACAGGCAGAGGCACUCCGGAGCUAAGCAUUUCCAAGGCAGCACUGGCCCUGAGUGACAGCAGGAAUCAGGGUCUCAGGUAACAGAUGAAGCAGAAGCACAUGCACACUCCCAGCCCUAAUCCUCCCACCAGCACAUCCAGCCUCACAAACUCAAGGACAAUGUCUUAACAGCCCGAGAAGAGGACCGUCUUACUUCUGCCCCAUGAUAAAGUGGGAGCACAAGAGGCAGAAUGUGAUUUGCAACUAGGUAAUUGCAUAAAUGGAUGACCACUGUCUCUGUGUGUUGGGGAAAGGUGUGUACCAUGCAGGAUGUUUAGCAUGGAGCAUUCAGCAUUCAAGAACCAAAGUGAGUUCCCGUCGUGGUGCAGCAGAAGCGAACCCGACGAGGAACCAUGAGGUUGCAGGUCCAAUCCGUGGCCUCCCUCAGCAGGUUAAGGAUCCGGCGUUGCUGCAAGCUGUGUAGGCUGCAGACGUGACUCGGAUCUGGCGUGGCUGUGGCUGUGGCAGGCAGCUGUAGCUCCGAUUAGACCCCUAGCCUGGGAACCUCCACAUGUGGUGGGUGCGGCCCUCAAAGACAAAAAACCAAAAAACCCCCUUAAGAACCACAGGAAGGUUCUGGUAUUUGAUGUAAGUCAACUGUGCAGAAGGCUACUUGCCUCUGAUUAAAGUCCCACUGGAGAGCUAUUA
Molecule: messenger RNA, 2431 nt
Organism: Sus scrofa (pig)
Lineage: Eukaryota; Metazoa; Chordata; Mammalia; Artiodactyla; Suidae
Gene: ST6GALNAC2
Product: ST6 N-acetylgalactosaminide alpha-2,6-sialyltransferase 2
Biological process (GO): protein O-linked glycosylation
Molecular function (GO): alpha-N-acetylgalactosaminide alpha-2,6-sialyltransferase activity
Source: RefSeq, a predicted model, not a curated record